Molecule: messenger RNA, 3912 nt
Organism: Linepithema humile (Argentine ant)
Lineage: Eukaryota; Metazoa; Arthropoda; Insecta; Hymenoptera; Formicidae
Source: RefSeq, a predicted model, not a curated record
CCUAGUUGGCAAUAUAUAAACGUUUCAUAUAUAUUCUUAGAUCCAUGACCGCGGCUGAUAUUUAUUUAUAAUCGCAGGGGCCGCUCUUGCUCGACUUCAACAUGGGCGUUUCUUUUGUCGUCUGCAAUGUAUAGAAUGAGCACUGAGCCGAAAAUGACCCAAAAUUGUGGAUAUUCGUAGUCGAGUGUUAUUAUUAAAUCCGCCCAAAAUCAAUGCACGGACAAGCUGCCAUUAGGAACACAAGAAUACGUUAUUCAUGCUGACGGAUGUAUUAUACUUCCGAUCGCUACUUUGCAAUCUUUUCUUCACUGACACUUGGAAAUUCGAAUGCCGUCGUGAAAUCAAUGAGGAAUUUUACCGAUUAAAUUGGAAGGUUAUGCAGCAUACUCGAAGGAAAAUAAAGACAUUAAGAUCUUUUUAUGUGCUAGUUAUUUGCUACAAGCGAGAGAGAGAAAGAGAGAGGGAGAGAGAAAAAAAAUAAUCGUGGAUAAUGGCAAUGAUGCAUUGCUUCAAUGCGUUUGACAAGCAUUGAGAAACUAAAGUACAAGGUCCCUGUUCCAAAUCAGCUGAUCAGCAGAGAGGCUAUAUGAGGUUUAAUUAAGCUUUAAUGAAUAUGAAUAUUUAUUAAAUACCUACGUUGAAGAUAUUUGUCAACCGACAGUUUAUUUGCGUCAGACAAUUGUGUGUAAUCAUAAGAUAAGUUCUCACAAGGAAAAACAACAGCUGAAAAAUGUCAGCGAAUAAUUUAGCAACAGUAAAUACAUCCAGAGGCAGUAGUUUCCAGAGUCGAAAUUCACAAAGGUCUAUCCUUCUGAAAGUAGUGAUUCUUGGAGAUGGUGGUGUCGGAAAGUCCUGUCUCAUGAACAGGUUCGUGUCGAAUCACUUUGAUGAGCACAGUUUUCACACUAUCGGAGUAGAAUUCUUGAAUAAAGAUAUUGAAAUCAAUGGUGAAGCAUAUACUUUACAAAUAUGGGACACUGCCGGGCAGGAGAGGUUUAAGACUCUCAGAACACCGUUCUAUAGAGGUUCGGACAUUUGUCUCUUGACCUAUGCAAUAGAUGAUAGAACGAGUUUUAGGAAUCUAGCGCUAUGGAGAUCUGAAUUUCUUAAGUAUGCAGAUGUUCAAGAAGGCUCCACAUUUCCAUUUAUUGUUGUUGGCAAUAAAGUGGAUGUGCCUGAAUCUGAGAGACAAGUUUCUACAGAAGAAGCUCAAGCAUGGUGUUUAGAAAAUGGCAGUCCCCCGUUAGUUGAAACAUCAGCAAAAGAUGCCACUAAUGUUGAGGCAGCAUUUGGAGCAGCGGUUGACGCAUGGGCACGAUUAGAAGCUAAAUUAGAGCGGCCUUUAGUGGAAGAUACUGUUGAUCUUUCUAAGCAACAGUCUCCGCAUCGUUCGAGCUGUUGUAUGCCUGUGUCCAGCGCUGAGUAGGUCACGGCUUGUGAUUUUAAUCAUUUUUCUUUUUAUAGUUCGAUGAAGUUAUGCAUGAUGCCUUUUUCUUAAGAUCUAUAUUUGUGGUAAGAUAAUUGAAAUAAGUGAUAAGAAAAUGGUCAUGAUAUACAGUCUUUAUCUGAUGCAAACCAACUCUGAAACAAUUGUUUAAAGUUUCUUUAUGUUUGCAAGAAAUAGAAAACAUCGAAAAUUGAAACUGAUAGAGACAGUGUUUAUUCUAUUCAGGAUCUAUAUGGACAUUGCGCAAAUGUAAGAAAUUAUUUUUCUUUAUUGGGCCUUAUCUUUUCACAUAUUUGUAAAAAGAUGCGUGAUUUGUGAAAAUCACUUUAUUCAUGAAAGUCCAUAGAGUUGAAAUAUGUGCUUAUUGCGUAAAGUUAGAAGUUUUUAGUGAAUAAAAUAUUUUUUUUUUGUUUCACACGAGAUAAAUAUAUUUUUGCAAAUACUUGAGAUGUGGAUUUUUCACACUUGGCGUACUCUGUUUCUAGGUCUAACAAAGUAAUUUGAAGAGAAUCUCUUGUGUGUCUACAAUAUCUCUCUUCAUUAUACGAUGAACUUUCUUUAUUGACGCUAGAAUUUCGUCGGUUGUGUAAAUGGAAUAUGUUGUUACAAUUUUUCGACAUUUUAAGUCACAGUUGAGAUUUCUAAAGAAUGAAUGGACAGGAUAUUAUUUAAUGAGUGAUGACUUUACUGGUUGACUUAUAUUCUCUUCUUUUCGUGAAUCUUAACAAAAUACUCAAAUAAAGCCACAGAAAUUGUAUAUGAGACAAAUAAUUAUAUUGUUGUGGUUGAUAUUUCCAGAAUACAAUUUUAAAAUAUAAGAUCAAGUUGAACGUCCUAUUCUAUCAACGCUUUGUGCAGCUCUUGAGCUACUGACAGUAUUUUAAGUAUUUCACACAAUUGGCUUGUGAUAAAAUAAUAAUAAUAAUACAAUGAUAAUAAUAAUAAAUAAUUAUAAUCAUGAAUUGAAUAAGAAAUAGGUAUAAAUUCUAAUUUUAGCUGUGUAAUAUCUAAAUUUGCCUUAUCCUUGCGACACAUGUUUAAAAUAAUAGUAAAGCGACAUGAUUUUUUUAAGUCAAGUCUUGCUAUGGAUAUAUAUAUUCAUAUAUAUCAUAUUUAUAUGUGAAUUUGACGCUUAUAUAAAGUAUGGCAUAUGCUUUUCUGUUCUUAGAACAUUCUAUCCAAUGUCUAACAAUUUUCCGGCAAAAUUAACCACAAGUGCCAAGAAGACGCUAUCGCACACGUUUCUCCUGUUUCAUGUCGAGUGCUAGUGAGCAUCCAUAUUAGGUCCUGACCAAAAUUAAAUUGAUUUCUCAGUUAUAUGAGAAAUGGAGAAUAUACUAAACAGUACAACUAUGCUCAAGAACUUAGUCUCAAAUGUUAAAUUAAAUAGAUGAGACAAAAAACGAAAUGCAGUUUUCGACGUAAACAGGAGAAACAUGAUCGCGCUGCUUGGCACUUUUUGCACACAUUUUUGCAACCGUCUUCGGCACUCAAAGUUAAUAAUAUUACGCAAAUGAAGCUUUUUAUACGAUCACAGAUGCGUACGACGUGUUCCUACAGCCGUGUAUCUCGAAAGAGAUAUUUGAUUCUUUAGAAAUGCCUCGUAUACAGCAUAAAGGAAUAUUCAAUGUUGUUGCAACUGAACAGAAAAUGAUUUUUCAACGAGAUUCGGAUUAAUUUGUGUGCAUGCUGGUGCUUUUUAUAUAUAGCUCUAUGUGAAGCAUAUAAAUUUAUAAUGAAAUAUAGCAUUAAUUAAGAUGUUAAGGGCGUAAAACUAAUCAUAUCAAAGUGAUAAAUUCACCUCAUAAUUACCAUACAUAGACGCAUCAUUCUUACGCCGUCUCCAUAUGAAAUCUACAAAUUAUUUUUAAAAGAACUAUUGCACAUAUAUGUCUUAUUUGUGAAAAAAUGCGCAUACUGAUUGUUAUUUAUUAUUUUUAUAUACUUAGUAGACUCACGGCUACACUUACUCGUAUGUACAUGAUCUAUGUAUAUCUGUGUAUGCCUUAAAAUUUUAUAAUUCUGGGGAUCGAUUUUGCAAGGAAAAAUAAACUUACACUGCUUGUUUAAGAAGCGUUCUUCGAUUACUAUUUGUCAAAUAAAAAUUCUCGCAAAAACAAGAACUGAGAACGAGAAUUUAUAACGCGAGAAUUAUUAGGGAGAAGAUAAAAUCUUUUAAAUUCCUUUCCCUUUUUUUAUUUUAUUCGAAAUAAUAUUUUCUGAUAUUUACAUACAGUAAUAUAUAUGACAAUUUUUAAUAAUGGUUCAAUUUGUAACGAUAUUUUAUAAUUUGUUUUUUUACACUAGUUCAAGAUAAUGUAGCAGCGCCUUUUCCCAAGUAUAAAAAAAAAAAGUUACUGAUAAACGUUUUUACACAAGCAUAAUGUAAUAAAAACAAAUAUUAAUAUACAAUUGAGAAAAAGUGCUCCUUUGCGGCAACGAGUCUCACAUGAAUAUCUUAACAA